This is a messenger RNA of Orycteropus afer afer, 2079 nucleotides long. RefSeq names its product adhesion G protein-coupled receptor F2 (gene ADGRF2). The coding region runs from base 1 to 2079 and encodes 692 amino acids. NCBI's taxonomy places the organism in Eukaryota, Metazoa, Chordata, Mammalia, Tubulidentata, Orycteropodidae. Gene Ontology annotation, biological process: G protein-coupled receptor signaling pathway; cell surface receptor signaling pathway. Gene Ontology annotation, cellular component: membrane. The transcript has 8 exons. Gene Ontology annotation, molecular function: G protein-coupled receptor activity. The record is from RefSeq and is a predicted model, not a curated record.
AUGACUCAUAUACUUUGGCUGUAUUGUUUGGUGUUUCUUUUGCCCACAGAGUCCUGCAGAACAUUAUGCCAGGCUGCCAGAGAAAGCAAGAUGAAUGUGUCUGCCAGGCCCCAAGGCAGAUGUGAUGGUGUCUGCAAUAAGCACAAUUCCCAGUGCAGCCAACCCUGCCCUCCAGACACUGAGGGAAAUAUGGGGUUUUUAUGCAGGAAAAAUAAAUGGCACAAGGUUACUGAUACCUGCCGAACCCUUAAUGUCUUCAACAUCUUUGAGGAGGAUUUAAAUUCAAUCCAAUCACUUGGAGAAAACAUAAAGAUAAACCACUAUGCUGGAAAAUCUGAGACCAUUACAGAGAGAUUAAUGCAAACAUGUCCAAAGGAUUUGUCUUGUGUAGUUAAAGGCAUUCGGCAGUCUCCCCGGAUACCAGGAAAUAUUGCUAUGAUUGUGCAGCUCUUACAUAACAUAUCAACAGAGCUAAAGGCAGAUGUUGAUGAGACAAAGAUGCAGAGUUACAGCAUCAUUGCCAACCACAUUCUUAACAGCAAUAGCAUCUCAAACUGGACUUUCAUCCCUGAGAAAAAUAGCAGCUGUGUCCUGCUACACUCAGUCAAUUCCGUUGCAAGAAAGCUAUCUAUAAAUAAGCAUCCUAUUGACAUACCAGAUGCCUUUAUUCAUAUAAAGGCCACCACCAUAUCCAGAGAUAACAAUGAAAAUAAUUUCACUUUUUCAAUGAGAGUUAAUGACACUGGCCAUAAAGUCACUGGAAAGGUAUUCUUCACUAGAGAUGAACUUCUGAAUGUGCCUUCUUCUUCUCCGGUUGUCAGCAUUGCAUUUCCUACCCUUGGGGCCAUCUUGGAAGCCAGCCUUUUUGAAAACAUCACUGUGAAUGGGCUUAUCUUGUCUGUCAUUCUGCCCAAGGAACUUAAAAACAUCUCACUGACUUUUGAAAAGAUCAGCAAGUCAGAGGAGAAGAGGACACAUUGUGUUGGCUGGCACUCCUUGGAGAGCAGAUGGGACCAGAAGGCCUGUCAAAUGAUUCAAGAAAACUCCAAGCAAGCUGUUUGCAAAUGUGAGCCAAACAGGUUCUUUACCUCUUUCUCAAUUCUUAUGUCACCCCACCUGAUGGAGAGCCCCAUCCUGACUUAUAUCACAUACAUAGGUUUGGGCCUUUCAAUUUGCAGCUUGAUCCUUUGCUUGUCUAUCGAGGCCUUCGUCUGGAGACAAGUGACGAAGACAGAGAUCUCAUAUUUGCGCCACCUGUGCAUUGUAAAUGUUGCAGCCACCCUGUUGAUGGCUAAUGUGUGGUUCAUUGUGGGUUCCUUUCUUGGUGGUCCAAUGACACGCCAUAAUGGAUGUGUGGUGGCAACAUUUUUUGUUCAUUUCUUUUACCUUUCUGUGUUUUUCUGGAUGCUUGCCAAGGCACUCCUUAUCCUCUAUGGAAUCCUGAUUGUUUUCCAUACACUGUCCAAGUCCGUCCUGGUGGCAUCUCUCUUUUUAGUGGGCUAUGGGAGCCCAUUGGUCAUUGCUGUUAUCACAGUUGCUGUCACUGAGCCUAGCCAAGGCUACUUGCAUCCAGAGGUGUGUUGGCUCAAUUGGGACAAGACCAAGGCCCUUCUGGCCUUUGUGGUACCAGCUCUAACCAUCAUGGUAGUAAACCUAAUCACCGUCGCAGUUGUGAUUGUAAAGACCCGGCAAGUGGCCACUGGCAGUUCCAUGUUCCAGGAAGUGAGAGCCAUAGUGAGAAUCAGUAAGAAUAUCGCCAUCCUCACACCACUGCUGGGCCUGACCUGGGGAUUUGGAAUAGCUGUAGUCAUCAAUGAUAGCUCUCUGGUCUUACACAUUAUCUUCUCCUUGCUCAAUGCUUUCCAGGGCUUCUUCAUCUUGGUGUUUGGAACAAUCCUGGACCCGAAGAUAAGAGAAGCCUUAAAGUGUCAAGUAACCUCUGCAAAAUGGAUCUCCAGAUUAUCAGAGUCCUUGAGUCUCUAUGUAUGGGAAGUGACUGACCUCUCUACAUCCCUUCUAGCUGAAAAAGGCCAAGUUUCACUGAAAAUAAACAAUAAUUACAUUCUCAACCAAGGCUGA